AUGGAAAAGCAAAACCUUAGAGCUAGUGUCGAUGAAUUGUCUUUAGUUAAAGCAGCUGCAUGGGCAUGGUUCCAACAUGGCUCCGGCUCCGAUGGGAAACCUAUGUGUGAAUUUGAUCUUACGAGGUUUACGAACGUUCCAAAACCAUCAAGGUACAAGUUACAAGCCAUUAAACAAGUUCAAGAAACUACAGAUUCAUCUGGUUCAGCAUUAAGUGUUUUUAAUAAUUCCCUUCUUGAUAAGUACGAGAUAGAGAGGAUAUCAAGGCAACUAGAUUCGUAUAUAGAGUCUAGUCAUGCUCAGCACUACGGCAGGCUUUAUGCCGGUGAUUCAGACGAAAAGGGAACUGUGGUGGCGGUCGGAGAAAGUGGCAGCGGGAUUGGAAUGAAGAGUAAGCAGAAGAAGAUGAAAGAAAUAUCAAAAGGGUACUUUUGGUUUGGGCAUUCAGUGAUUUGUGGUUCAAGACAUGAUGUGGUGCAAAAUAGAAGUUUUGGGCAUCGACAACGGCUGCAGCGACGAGAAAAGCACGUGCCUGUAGCAGUGAGCAAAGGUCCGGUUCUAAAAUCCCGGAAAUGA
This is a messenger RNA of Fraxinus pennsylvanica, 576 nucleotides long. The record is from the annotation of a GenBank genome assembly. Lineage: Eukaryota; Viridiplantae; Streptophyta; Magnoliopsida; Lamiales; Oleaceae.